Molecule: messenger RNA, 22331 nt
Organism: Cherax quadricarinatus
Lineage: Eukaryota; Metazoa; Arthropoda; Malacostraca; Decapoda; Parastacidae
Gene: park
Product: E3 ubiquitin-protein ligase parkin
Biological process (GO): autophagy of mitochondrion; protein polyubiquitination; regulation of apoptotic process
Cellular component (GO): Golgi apparatus; endoplasmic reticulum; cytosol
Molecular function (GO): ubiquitin protein ligase activity; zinc ion binding; ubiquitin conjugating enzyme binding
Source: RefSeq, a predicted model, not a curated record
AAUAAUGGUUAAUUCCAAUCACAUGCUACUGUUGUAGUAUGCUUCGAUUCUUCAUUGAAUUACUUGCUGGUCUAUGGCGCAUCAUUCUGGUUAUGAUUGGGCUUGGUACACCACAAACAGCAAUCUCGGACAAGUUAGAAAUCUUUGUCAGGACCAAUACUGGGGAAAAGGUCUUUGUUUGCCUUGAUCCAUCAUGGACAGUGGAAAAAAUAAAAAUUGCCUUAGCCCCAAAACUGAAUAGUUCCAGCAAAGACUUAAGAAUUAUUUUUGCCGGAAAAGAAUUACUAGACGAUAUGGUGAUUCGUGAUUGUGAUCUUGGAAAUCACAGCUUCCUUCAUGCAGUCAGGGUGGUAUCUAAGGAUAAAGGUGGAAAUGGGUCAACAAGCAUUGCUUCAACUUCUGCUGUCAGUAAUGUGGAAUACCUGAAUGAAGUCUCAAGCUUUGAGAGAGCAGCUAAAGAGAAGUCUGUGGAAUCACUUAAGAAAUUGGAAAGUAGGGCUGACCAGUCAACUAGUUCAUCCACUGACAAAUUAGAGGGACAGACAACAAAAGCUGAAAUUUUGACAGCCUCUGGAGUAUCUGCACCACCUUCUGAGUCAACUGAACCAUCUUCUAUGCUGACAGGCCGCAGUUGCCGGCUGUUGUGUGAUGCAUCCACAGCUAUGACAAUACAGAUGACUGAGGCUGAACAAAAGACCAUCCGUGACCUUAUGAACUCUGAUGGUGAGAGGGAACGUCCGCACUUCUAUGUGUAUUGUGUAAAGCCGUGUAACUCAGUGCAAGUGGGUAAACUGCGAGUAAGAUGUGUCUCUUGUAAACAAGGGGCUCUUACUCUUCAUCGUGAUCCUUGUAACUGGCAAGAUGUUCUCAACCCAGGCCAGAUCUCUGCUACCUGUGAGACUGUAGGUUGCAAUGGUUCUCAGGCUGAAUUCUUCUUCAAGUGUCGAAAUCAUGAAACUAGUGGAGAGGAUGACUCCUCAGUGGCCCUGUACCUUGUUCGUGCCAACCUUCCUGCUGUUCCUUGUUUGGCUUGUACAGACAUUUCGUCCCCCGUUGUGGUGUUUGAGUGUGUUGAUGCUCAUGUAAUGUGCCUUGAUUGUUUUGUUACAUUUUGUGUAUCAAGACUUAAUGAACGACAGUUUAUCCAAGAUUUAAGUCUAGGUUAUACAUUACCUUGUCCUAUUGGUUGUCCUGAUUCUCUAAUUCGUGAAGUACAUCACUUUAAGUUGAUGGGUGACAACCAUUAUGAGCGAUAUCAACGAUGGGGCACUGAGGAGGCUGUAUUAGCUGCUGGUGGUGUCUUGUGUCCAUAUCCCGGUUGUGGCCAAGGCAUCAUCCCAGACCAGGACUGUCGUAGAGUUGCAUGCACUGGUGGGUGUGGCUAUGUUUUUUGCCGACUCUGCCUACAAGGUUAUCAUAUAGGUGAAUGUCAUCCAGAGGAUGGGAAUGAGCUUAAUGUUGUGGAAGGCAGUGGAGGGUUUAGUGUUGAUCCUUCCCGGGCUGCAAGCUCUCGCUGGGAUGAGGCAACAUCAAUGGCUAUUCGUGUUACAACAAAGCCUUGUCCUAAAUGCCGAACUCCUACAGAACGUGACGGUGGAUGCAUGCAUAUGGUGUGCACACGUGGUUCAUGUGGCUUUCAUUGGUGCUGGGUUUGUCAGACUGAAUGGACACGUGAAUGUAUGGCAGCUCAUUGGUUUGGCUAGCUAACUGAUAUAGAAAAAAAUCAGACUUUUAAUGUAAAUAGGUGUAAACUAAGGUACUGUACAGUAAAAAAAAAAAAAAAAAAACUAAUGCUUCCAAAUUAUCAUCAAGGCAGGACGACACAAAAAUAAGUUGAUCGCUUAUAGUAUAAAGGUCUUUUCACAAAAGCAAAGACAUCACUAUUCAAAUGAACCAUCAGACUGCAACAUCCCCACCCAUCAUUUAGAGAACACUCCACCUCCAGAACUCGAAUCUGGCAAACUGGGUUUCCUGAAACCCUUGAUAGAUAUUACCUUGCUCACACUUCAGCAUCAUCCUCUUCUUUCAACAAACCGGCCAUAUCCCACCAAAGCAGAGUGGCCCAAAAAGGAAAGUUUCUCUUUUUAACUUUAGUACUAAUGUUUACAGGAGAAGGGGUUACUAGCCCCAUGCUCCUGGCAUUUUAGUUGCCUCUUACGACAUGCAUGGCUUACGGAGGGAAAAUUCUGUUCCACUUCCCCAUGGAGAUAAGAGGAAAUAAACAAGAACUAGUAAGAAAAUAGAAGACAGCCCAGAGGGGUGUGUAUGUAUAUGCUUGUACAUCAAUGUUUAUUUAGUUGUAGCUGCAGUUAGAGUAAGAGCUAGAUGAGACAAAAGGAAAAUGGCAACAGCUAGUAAGAGAGGUGAAGGUGAGAUAUAUGCAACUAUUGGCAGAAAGGUGGGCUAAUGCAAAUAUGAGUAGUGGGGGGUUGAAGAGGGUUGGAAUAGUUUUAAAAAUGCAGUAUUAGAAUGUGGGGCAGAAGUUUGUGGUUAUAGGAGGGUGGGUGCAGGAGGAAAGAGGAGUGAUUGGUGGAAUGAUGAAGUAAAGAGUGUGAUAAAAGAGAAAAAGAUAGCUUAUGAAAGAAAUUUUGCAGAAAAUAAGAAGAAAAUUUGGAGUGAGAUAAACAAGUUAAGAAAACUUAGGGAACGAAUGGAUUUGUCAGUUAAAAACAGAGUAGGGGAGUUAAUAGAUGGGAAGCUGGAGGUAUUGGGUAGAUGGCAGGAAUAUUUUGAGGAACUUUUAAAUGUCGAUGAAGUAAGUAAUUUCAUGCACUGGUCAGGGGGGUAUAACAUCUUUUAGGAGUGAAGAAGAGCAGGAUGUGAGUGUGGGGGAGGUGCGUGAGGCAUUAUGUAGAGCGAAAAGGGGUAAAGCAGCUGGAACUGACGGGAUCAUGACAGAAAUGUUAAAGCAGGGGGGAUAUAGUGUUGAAUUGGUUGGUAUUUUUGUUUAAUAAAGGGUGUGAUAAAAGAGAAAAAGGUAGCUUAUGAGAGGUUUUUACAAAGCAGAAGUGUUAUAAGAAGAGCAGAGUAUAUGGAGAGAAAAAGAAAGGUAAAGAGAGUGGUGAGAGAGUGCAAAAGGAGAGCAGAUGAUAGAGUGGGAGAGGCACUGUCAAGAAAUUUUAAUGAAAAUAAGAAAAAAUUUUGGAGUGAGUUAAACAAGUUAAGAAAGCCUAGGGAAAGUAUGGAUUUGUCAGUUAAAAACAGAGUAGGGGAGUUAGUAGAUGGGGAGAUGGAGGUAUUAGGUAGAUGGUGAGAAUAUUUUGAGGAACUUUUAAAUGUUAAGGAAGAAACAGAGGCAGUAAUUUCAUGCACUGGUCAGGGAGGUAUACCGUCUUUUAGGAGUAAAGAAGAGCAGAAUGUAAGUGUGGGGGAGCUACGUGAGGCAUUAUGUAAAAUGAAAGGGGGUAAAGCAGCUGGAACUGAUGGGAUCAUGACAGAAAUGUUAAAAGCAGGGGGGGAUAUAGUGUUUGAGUGGUUGGUACUUUUGUUUAAUGUAUGAAAGAGGGGAAGGUACCUAGGGAUUGGCAGAGAGCAUGUAUAGUCCCUUUAUGUAAAGGGAAAGGGGACAAAAGAGACUGUAAAAAUUAUAGAGGAAUAAGUUUACUGAGUAUACCAGGAAAAGUGUACGGUAGGGUUAUAAUUGAAAGAAUUAGAGGUAAGACAGAAUGUAGGAUUGUGGAUGAGCAAGGAGGUUUCAGAGUGGGUAGGGGAUGUAGGAUGUAGGGGAUGUAGAUCAAGUGUUUACAUUAAAGCAUAUAUGUGAACAGUAUUUAGAUAAAGGUAGGGAAGUUUUUAUUGCAUUUAUGGAUUUAGAAAAGGCAUUUGAUAGAGAGGAUAGAGGAGCAAUGUGGCAGAUGUUGCAAGUAUAUGGAAUAGGUGGUAAGUUAUUAAAUGCUGUAAAGAGUUUUUAUGAGGAUAGUGAGGCUCAGGUUAGGGUGUGUUGAAGAGAGGGAGACUACUUCCCGGUAAAAGUAGGUCUUAGACAGGGAUGUGUAAUGUCACCAUGGUUGUUAAAUAUAUUUAUAGAUGGGGUUGUAAAGGAAGUAAAUGCUAGGGUGUUCGGGAGAGGGGUGGGAUUAAAUUUUGGGGAAUCAAAUUCAAAAUGGGAAUUGACACAGUUACUUUUUGCUGAUGAUACUGUGCUUAUGGGAGAUUCUAAAGAAAAAUUGCAAAGGUUAGUGGAUGAGUUUGGGAAUGUGUGUAAAGGUAGAAAGUUGAAAGUGAACAUAGAAAAGAGUAAGGUGAUGAGGGUGUCAAAUGAUUUAGAUAAAGAAAAAUUGGAUAUCAAAUUGGGGAGGAGGAGUAUGGAAGAAGUGAAUGUUUUCAGAUACUUGGGAGUUGACGUGUCGGCGGAUGGAUUUAUGAAGGAUGAGGUUAAUCAUAGAAUUGAUGAGGGAAAAAAGGUGAGUGGUGCGUUGAGGUAUAUGUGGAGUCAAAAAACGUUAUCUAUGGAGGCAAAGAAGGGAAUGUAUGAAAGUAUUGUAGUACCAACACUCUUAUAUGGAUGUGAAGCUUGGGUGGUAAAUGCAGCAGCGAGGAGACGGUUGGAGGCAGUGGAGAUGUCCUGUUUAAGGGCAAUGUGUGGUGUAAAUAUAGCAGAAAAUUCGGAGUGUGGAAAUUAGGAAAAGGUGUGGAGUUAAUAAAAGUAUUAGUCAGAGGGCAGAAGAGGGGUUGUUGAGGUGGUUUGGUCAUUUAGAGAGAAUGGAUCAAAGUAGAAUGACAUGGAAAGCAUAUAAAUCUAUAGGGGAAGGAAGGCGGGGUAGGGGUCGUCCUCGAAAGAGUUGGAGAGAGGGGGUAAAGGAGGUUUUGCGGGCAAGGGGCUUGGACUUCCAGCAAGCGUGCGUGAGCGUGUUAGAUAGGAGUGAAUGGAGACGAAUGGUACUUGGGACCUGACGAUCUGUUGGAGUGUGAGCAGGGUAAUAUUUAGUGAAGGGAUUCAGGGAAACCGGUUAUUUUCAUAUAGUCGGACUUGAGUUCUGGAAAUGGGAAGUACAAUGCCUGCACUUUAAAGGAGGGGUUUGGGAUAUUGGCAGUUUGGAGGGAUAUGUUGUGUAUCUUUAUAUGUGUAUGCUUCUAAACUGUUGUAUUCUGAGCACCUCUGCAAAAACAGUGAUAAUGUGCGAGUGUGGUGAAAGUGUUGAAUGAUGAUGAAAGUAUUUUCUUUUUGGGGAUUUUCUUUCUUUUUUUGGGUCACCCUGCCUCGGUGGGAGACGGCCGACUUAUUGAAAAAAAAAAAAAAAAAAUGUACGAAAGAGGAGAAGGUACCUAGGGAUUGGCAGAGAGCUUGUAUAGUUCCUUUAUAUAAAGGGAAGGGAGGACAAAAGAGAUUGUAAAAAAUUAUAGGGAAAUAAAUUUUUUAAGUAUACCAGGAAAAAUGUACGGUUGGGUUAUUAUUGAGAGAAUUAGAGGUAAGACAGAGAGUAGGAUUGCAGAUGAGCACAGAGGCUUUAGAGUGGGUAGGGGAUGUGUAGAUUAAGUGUUUACAUUGAAGCAUAUAUGUGAACAGUAUUUAGAUAAAGGUAGGGAAGUUUUCAUUGCAUUUAUGGAUUUAGAAAAGGCAUAUGAUAGAGUGGAUAGGGGAGCAAUGUGGCAGAUGUUGCAAGUGUGUGGAAUAGGUAGUAAGUUACUGAAUGCUGUAAAGAGUUUUUAUGAGGAUAGUGAGGCUCAGGUUAGGGUGUGUAGGAGAGAGGGAGAUUACUUCCUGAUAAAAGUAGGUCUUAGACAGAGAUGUGUAAUGUCACUAUGGUUGUUUAAUAUAUUUAUAGAUGGGGUUUGAAGGAGGUAAAUGAUAGGGUGUUGGGGGGAGGGGUGGGAUUAAAUUAUGGGGUAUCAAGUACAAAAUUUGUACAAUGCCUGCACUUUAAAGGAGGGGUUUGGGAUAUUGGCAGUUUGGAGGGAUAUGUUGUGUAUCUUUAUACGUAUAUGCUUCUAAACUGUUGUAUUCUGAGCACCUCUGCAAAAACAGUGAUAAUGUGUGAGUGUGGUGAAAGUGUUGAAUGAUGAUAAAAGUAUUUUCUUUUUGGGGAUUUUCUUUCUUUUUUGGGUCACCCUGCCUCGGUGGGAGACGGCCGACUUGUUGAAAAAAAAAAAAAGAACAAAAUGGGAGUCGACACAGUUACUUUUUGCUGAUGAUACUGUGCUUAUGGGAGAUUCUAAAGAAAAGUUGCAAAGGUUAGUGGAUGAGUUUGGGAGGGUGUGUAAAGGUAGAAAGUUGAAAGUGAACAUAGAUAAGAGGAAGGUGAUGAGGGUAUGAAACGAUUUAUAUAAAGAAAAAUUGGAUAACACAUUGGAGAGAGGGAGCAUGGAAGAAGUGAAUGUUUUUAGAUAUUUGGGAGUUGACGUGUCAGCGGAUGGGUUUGUGAGGGAUGAGGUUAACCAUAGAAUUGAUGAAGGAAAAAAGGUGAGUGGUGCAUUAAAUUAAGGUAUAUGUGGAGACAAAAAACGUUAUCUAUGGAGGCAAAGAAGAGAAUGCAUGAAAGUAUAGUGGUACCAACACUCUUAUAUGGGUGUGAAGCUAGGGUUGUAAAUGCUGCAGCGAGGAGGUGGUUGGAGGCAGUGGAGAUGUCCUUUCUAAGGUCAAUGUGUGGUGUAAAUAUUAUGCAGAAAAUUCGGUGUGUGGAAAUUAGGUGAAGGUGUGGAGUUAAUAAAAGUAUUAGUCAGAGGGCUGAAGAAGGGUUGUUGAGGCAGUUUGGUCAUUUAGAGAGAAUGGAUAAAAGUAGAAUGACAUAGAGAGUGUAUAAAUCUGUAGGGGAAGGAAAGAGGGGUAGGGGUCAUCCUCGAAAAGGUUGGAGGGAGGGGGUAAAAGAAGUUUUGUUGGCGAGGGGCUUAGAUUUCCAGCAAGCGUGUGUGAGCAUGUUAGAUAGGAGUGAAUGGAGAUGAAUGGUUUUUGGGACCUGAUGAGCUGUUGGAGUGUGAAGGGAUUCAGGGAAACCGGUUAUUUUUAUAUAGCCAGACAUGAGUACUGGAAAUGGGAAGAACAAUGCCUGCACUUUAAAGGAGGAGUUUGGGAUAUUGGCAGUUUGGAGGGAUAUAUUAUAUUUCUUUAUACAGUGGACCCCUGGUAUUCGAUGGCAUCGGUAUUCGAUAAAUCCGGUAUUCGAUGCAUUAUAUCGCAAAAAAUUUUCCUCGGUAUUCGAUUGAAAACCCGGUAUUCGAUACGAUUCGUACGAGACCUGUUCACAUGUGGCCUGAACUGCCCCUUGUGUGCCAGUGUUUACAAGCUAGCCAGUGUGCGCACAUCUAAGGAUACAUUCGGUACAUUCCAUAUUAUCCAUAUUAUCACUGUGUUUGGUGCUUGUUUCUGCAAAAUAAGUCAACAUGGGCCCCAAGAAAGCUUCUAGUGCCAACCCUGUGGUAAAAAGGGUGAGAAUUAGUAUGGAAAUUAAGAAAGAUUUUGAAGGGUUUGGGGCUAACCCUGAGAAACCUAUACCAGUUGUGGAAUACAUUGUGCCUACUUAAAAAAUUAAGGAAAUGUGUGCACAGUGGAUUGAAGUGCAAACCUUUAUGGAUGAAAAUCACCCUAACACAGCUAUUACAAUGACAAUGUUGUGGCCCAUUUUAGACAAAUCGUAAAGGAACGGGAGGUACAGAGCUCUAUGGACAGAUUUGUUGUGCGACAGAGGUCCAGUGACUCUCAAGCUGGUCCUAGUGGCAUUAAAAGAAGAAGGGAAGUAACCCUGGAAAAGGACUUGCUACCUCAAGUCCUAAUGGAAGGGGAUUCCCCUUCUAAACACUAACACCUCUCCCCUCCUUCCAUCCCAUCAAUCAUCACCAGAUCUUCAUUAAAGGUAAGUGUCAAUUAUUUUAUUGUUAUUGUAAUUAUUCUAUUGUAUUAAACUUAAUAUUUCAUGUAGUGAAAUUUUUUUUUUCAUAUUUUGGGUGUCUUGCACGGAUUAAUUUGAUUUUCAUUAUUUCUUAUGAGGAAAAUUGAUUCGGUUUUCGAUAUUAUCAGUAUUCGAUGAGCUCUCAGGAACACAUUAAUAUCGAAUACCGGGGGUCCACUGUAUAUGCUUCUAAAUGUUGUAUCUGGGUGCCUCUGCAAAGACAGUGAUUAUGUAUGAGUGAGGUGAAAGUGUUGAAUGAUGAUGAAUGUAUUUUCUUUUUGGGGAUUUUCUUUCUUUUUGGGUCACCCUGCCUCGGUGGGAGACGGCUGAUUUGUUGAAAAAAAAAAAUGCAUGUGUAGUAUGACCUAAGUGUAAGUAGAAGUAGCAAGCCGUACCUGAAAUUUUGCAUGUUUACGAGAUGGAAAAAAGACACCAGCAACCCUACCAUCAUGUAAAACAAUUAUAGGCUUUUGUUUUACACUCACUUGGCAGGAACUUCAGCAGCAUAUAUCAUAUAUAAAAAAUCACAUUUAUCCACUCUUUGUGAUCUAGUGUAGCUUACUUACACAUGCCUGAUGGAUGCUCAGUCCUCUUUCUCUCAAAAUCUCCUUCAUCCCUCCCCCUUCCCCCAGCUCAUCCUGGGACAUUCCCUUCUCCUUCCAUCCACUCCAGAUUUAUACACCCCUGUCCUGUCCUGUCUUUCUAAAUGACCAAACCAUUUCAUAACCCCCACCCCACCCAAUACCAUUAUAUGUACUCUACUGUACAUAAUUAUUUUUUAACAAAUUUUCUCACUUUUCAAAAUUUAAUGUAAAUUUUCUAUAUUCUUAUGAAAUGAAUUGUUCUAACCUAUAGUAAAUCUAUAUCACAUUAUAUAUACAGUAUAUUUUGGUAUUAUAAAACAGUGUGGUACAGUAGUAUCUGUUGUGCAAGAUAUAUUUAAUACAGUAUAUUUCCUAGAAGUUCAAAGAGGUUGUUAUUAGAAACCUCAACAUUUAAAGACCAUGCCUUGCACUAGUAAGUGUUGAUACCACUAUAUUCUGGUAUGUUUCCCUCUCUUGGACUCUAUGGGUAACCUUCCUUCCAGAUACCUCAACACUCCACCUACCUUCUUUCCUCUCACCUGUUCUUUGGUUCACCUCUUUUAUAGAUGCACUUGAAAAACACACACAUACUCCCAAAUAGCAAAAUACAUUCAUUCCUUCAUUCUCCAUCCCUCCAAUCUGAUAUCCAGUCUUUUAUUGUCUAGACUUUUUUUUUUUUGUUUUGUUUCGUCCCCUUGCUCUUUUUUUUUUCAUGUUCAAUUUUAAUUUUUAAUUUACACACCCUCCCAAACUCUACUAGUCUUUGCAACUUCUUUUCAGACUCUCCCAAAAGUACUAUCAUUGGCAAAGAACAAUGGUGGCAACUCCCACUUUGCACCAGAGCCAUUAUCUUUUAAUCUGGCACCUUUUCUAUCAAGGAAGGUGUUAUGAUGAGUCUCUUGAUCCAAGAAAUUGUAUUUAUCUUUCCAUUCCCCAGAGUGCCUCCCAUUCCCUCAGGCACUGUAUGACUCCUUUGAAUUUAGCACUCUCCCCUCAUAAUUGUAAUAAUAAUAAGAAAAUACCACCCAGCAACACCCAGGCAUUCACUUAUUUAUAAGCCCAUCUAAAAAUAUAUUAAACAACCAUGGCGACAUCUUUGUCUAAGACCUAUUGUAGUUUUGCUGGAAAAUAUUCCCCAUCAGUUGUACAUACCCUAACCUGAGCCUUACUGUCUACAUAAACCUCUUAUUGCAUGUAGUAACCUACUUGUUCUAUAAAUUUGCAGCAUCUGCCACAUUGUUUACUCCUAUGUUUUUUGUAAAUCCAUAAAUAAGUAUGACAAAUGGUUCUUUACUUUUACCAAAGUAUUGUUCACUUGUACGUUCGAUUGCGUGCAGCCAGCAGUAACAGCCUGGUUGAUCAGGUUCUGAUCCACCAGGAGGCCUAGUCACAGACCGGGCCGCGGGGGCGUUGACCUCCGGAACUCUCUCCAGGUAAACUCCAGGUAAUGUAAACAUUUGGUCUUCACAUACUCUAUCCUGUCUAAAUCCUUAUUCCUCUGCAAUAAUACCCCCAUGUUUUUCAGUAAUUCCGUUGUACACUUUAUCAAGUAUUUUAGUUAGGCUUAUUCUCCCAUAAUUCAUUCACAUGCAUGCACAUAAACUACGAUAAGGCUCUUAAGGGAGGGGCGAGUAGAAUCAUUCAUUUUUUUUUUUUAUCAGAUUUUAACCCUUUCAGGGUCCGUCCCGUAGAUCUACGGCUUUACGUUCAGGGUCCAAACCGUAGAUCUACGUCAUGAGCUCAGCUCACUCUGAUAAACUGUGAGUGGUACAUUUGGGCCUAGAUAUGAGAGAAUACAUCUAUGUGGUAUGUGUGCACCACAUAAAACAGAUCCUGCAGCACGCUGUGUAUAAUGAGAGAAAAAAACUGAAAUCAUGAUUUUUCGAUUAAAACAGCGACUUUGUAGUGUUUUUUCGUAUGUUUUUUAUAGUUGUAUUUGCGAUUUCUUGGUCUCAUUUGAUAGAAUGGAAGGCAUAUUACAGAAAUAGAGAUGAUUUUGAUUGGUUUUAGCACUGGAAAUGGCUUGAAACUGAGCUCAAAGCAGCGGAAAUGUUAAAUUUUUGCCGAUAUUCAAGAGUAAACAAACGACCUCACACAUCUAAUACACACCAACUGGUGGGUCUAAUAUACAUUCACAAAUAUGGUGAUGAUAUUUAUACAAUUAUUACAGUAUUGCAUAACAGUAAAUCUUCUAUUUUUUGGUGUGAAUAAAAAUUCAUUAUGUGAAUAAAAAAUCAAAAUGGAAUUUAUUUGUAAAGCCUCAAAACAUAACUAAUGAACAGAGGAAAUGUUAGUUUAGUUCCAGGAAUACCUACAUUGUUUAUUCUGGACCCCAUUUUGAAAUUGGAAUAUUUUGAACUUUGUGUUAAAUUGGCCAAAUUAACAAUUUCCGAUCACUUUAUUUCAUAGUUGAAACAGUUGACUUGGUGAUUUCUUGUGCUCAAUCGAUAGAAUAGAAGUAAUACUAGUGAAAUAGCUAAGAAUUUGGUUGACUGGAAUAAUGUAAUUGGCCUAAACUGGGAGUCAAAGUCAGCAAAAUCGCCGAUUCGUAAAUAUCGCUGACACAUCAAAAUUCGCGAGAGCAUAAUUUCGUCAGUUUUCCAUCAAAUUUUGUACUUUUUGUUUUAUUACCUUCACAAAAAGAUUCUCUACCAUUUCAUAAGAAAAAAUAACAAAUUUUUUUUUUGAAAAUUCUUGGACACUGGGGCACCACUUCAGAUUUGGGCCUUGGACCCUGAAGGGGUUAAUGGGAUUGUGACAAUGGAUUAAGCAGCUUAAAAAAACAUGUAGGCUGUGUUUGUUUUGACUGUUAGCCUUCAAGUUAGAUAGAAAAAAAAUAUUUUUGCACAAUUUUAUGGGUCCUAGGACUUUCCACUUUCUACUAAAUUGGGAAGAUGUACAGUGCUCUAGUUGACAUCAGAUGAAAGAUAAAGGCUAGAUUAAUAAUGACCCAGAACAGUUUAGCAAUAUUGUCAGUAGAUUCCAUUAAAAAAAAUGUUGAAGUUAUAUAUUUUUUUUUUUUUUUGAGGAGGAAAAAAAUAGUUUAACAAAAAGCUGUUCACAAUAUGGCAAAUCCUCUCUGGGUGUUUGUAGAACCACCAUUCCUCAAUAUUGUCUGCAAAAAUCAUGACAAUCCAAUGAAUACUUAUUGCAGAAGAUGGAUUACAAUGUCAAUAACUUAUUACUGAGUUUUUUUUUUUUGUGUGUGAAACUGUAGGGAAGUGGCGUGCCAAUUUUCAGCAUGCUGCAUCCCUCCUACCGUCUUUACAGCUUGCUGGCUACUGAGGGACUUAGUGUCUGCUCUCCACACACUAGCCAGCACACAAGUUGCCAUGUAGAGUAUUUACAAUGAAAUAAUCAUAAAAAUCGUAAUUUUGGGAGGUAAAAAAAAACUGUUAAUUGCCAAAAUGUAUUUUUGCUGACAGCAGAACAAAAAAAAAUACAUUUAAUGAAAAACAUAUUUAGAAAUAUGAUAGGAACAAGUUGAUUACAUCAAAAUGUUGCCAGAAUUUUGCACUAUUUUUCAGGAAGAAAACAUUUUUUCCAUAAUUUUUCAAUUUUGAUGUCCUGAUCACUUAAAGGCUCUCUCCUCCCUUAACCCUUUCAGGGUUUCGGCCGUACUAGUACGGCUUAUGAGCCAGGGUUUUUGACGUACUAGUACGCCUAAAUUCUAGCGCCCUGAAAUCUAGUGAGAGAAAGCUGAUAGGCCUACAUAUGAAAGAAUGGGUCUGUGGUCAGUGUGCGCGGUAUAAAAAAAAUCCUGCAGCACACAGUGUGCAAUGAGAAAAAAAAAAACGUUGACCGUGUUUUUGGAUUAAAACAGCGACUUUGCACUGCAUUUUCGUAUGGUAUUUAUUGUUGUAUUUUUAGUUUUCCUGGUCUCAUUUUAUAGAAUGGAAGACAUAUUACAGAAAUUAAGAUGAUUUUGACUGGUUUUACACAGAAAACUACCUUGAAAUUGCGCUCAAAGUAGCAGAAAUGUUCGAUUUUUACCAAAGUUCAAAAGUAAACAAAUCAUGCUAUGCAUCCAAUACACGUCAACUGGUGAGUCUACUAUUCUUUCACAAGUGCGCUGAUGUUAUUUAUACCAUUUCUACACCAAUGCAGUAGUCUACAUAACAGUAAAUCUUCUAUUUUUUUGUGAGAAUAAAAUCUCAAAGUGGAAAGCAAAAGAAUGUAAGAGGGGCAUGGGGACAUGACUAAUGAACAGAGGAAAUGUUAUUUUAGUGCCAGGAAUGUCUUUCUUAUUUAUUCUGGACCCUGUUCGGAAAUUGGCAUCUUUUGAAAUUUGUGUGAAAUUGGCAAAAUUGCUAAAUUCUGACCACUGUAUUGGAUAGUUGAAAUCGGUAAAUGGGUGGUUUCUUGUACUCAUUCGAUAGAAAAAAUGGAGUUCUAGUGAAAUAGUUAUGAUUUUUGUCGACAAGUACACUGAAUUGGCCGAAAAUAGGGCUCAAAGUGGGCAAAAUCGCCGAUGCGUAAACAUUGUCGAGACCACUAACUCCGCGAGAGCAUAAUUCCAUGAGUUUUCCAUCAAAUUUCAUACUUUUGGUGUCAUUAUGACCGGGAAAAGAUUCUCUAUCUUUUCAUGAGAAAAAAACUUUUUUUUUUUUUUUGAAAUUUGGCCAACCCUGAGAACAAGUCUAUGAGAGGGCCUGUCGACCCUGAAAGGGUUAAAGCAUGGAGAGAGGACCUAGUAGUGACCAGUGAAGAGGUGGGGCAGGGAGCUGUGAAUCAACCCCUGCAACCACAUAGAGGCAAGUGUACACAUGCACACAUACAUGUAUGCACAUGCAUGCAGAGCCACUUUCUAUGACUCGACCCUUGCAACCACAGUUAGGUGAGUACAUGCACACACUCACACUUUCUCUUCUUUUCUCUCUACUCCUACCAGACUUCAUUUCAUCUUUACCAGUGCAUGAAACAACUACCGUCUUUUCGUUACGAAUGCUCGAAAUCUUCUCUUUCUAGUACUUCCACCGCAGCAUCUAACAUCUCCCUAAUCCACGUUUCCUUCACUAGCUGUACAGCGUUUACCUCCCUUUAACUAUCCCUUUUAUAUCAUUCACUUUUAAUUAUUUUUAACCCAGUGACUCUCUUCCCUUUACUUUAUUUGCCUCUUACAGAAUAGCGAUUCAACAAUAUUUUGCUUUUAUUUGGUUAUUUUGCACAUUGUGUGGCACUGUGCACAAAUUAUCACAUGGCACUGAGCAAAUUAUGUGGCACUGCACAAAAUUUUUAUAGUACUGCACAUAAAUUAUACUGCAAUUCACAGAAAUGAUCAUGUGGCACUGCACACAUUAUCAUGUGUAGUAGCAGACAAAUUAUGUGCUACUACACAUGAAUUAUUGCAUAACUCUACAGAAAUUAUGUAUCACUGCACACAAAUUAUCAUGUGGCACUGCACAAAUUGUCUGGCACUGCACAUAUAUUAUGUUGUACUGCUACACACAUGCUAUGGCACUACUGCAUGCACAUGCACAUGCACACACACACUUUCUCUCUGAAGAUUGGCUCUGUCUUUCUCAUAUUUAUGUUCUUAAUCUAAACAAAAGAAAAGAAAAUUUGAUUUGAUUUGUGGAGGGAAACUGUCUCGUAUGGUUAUUUUCAGUAGAAAAAAAAAAAGCAAGAAGAGGGAAUGAUAAACAACAGCAUUCAGAAAUAUGUAACUAUUAGCUACAGUACUGAUGCAUUUGUAUAUAGUGUGAAGCUGAGAAAUAUGAGACAAGAAAUAACUAAAAUAAAACUGCAGUAAUACAGGACUCUUGUUGAAUGAGGAUUGUUAAUACACUGUAAAAUGGAAAUUAAGACAGUAUUUUGUUAACCCUAUGAUGGUUGCACUGAUGACAAACAAUGCCUUUCCUCCAAUUAUAUGAAAAAGGCAGCAAAAGAUCAGUGUAAAUUGCAGUACAGUAUACUCUCUCACAAAUAUUGUAGGUUUAGCACUUCAUUUUUUAUUAUAAUAAUCCCUCACAAAUAUUUUAAAGAUGUCCUAUGUUUUUCUUUUGCAAUUAGCAAUUCAUUGCCACUGCAAUUUUCUCAUCCUCAGAGCAUUAGUGACUCUCUCCCUUGGCUCACUGAUGCCUCUGUAAUAUAUUAACUGCUGCCCAUGGAAAGGGUAGGCUGUCUGCAUUUAACCCUUAAACGGUCCAAAUAGAUCAACGUUCAAAUUCGUAGUGCUCCAAAAGUAGCUCUACUUUUUUUUACAUAUUUUCAAAUAUAACAAAAAAAAAUGUAGAUAAAAGUUUUUUUUACACGUUUUCAAAUGUAAAACAAAAAAGAAGAUCUACAUUUUUUACAUACUUUCAGAUGUUGAAAAAACGUAUAUAUAUGUUUGGACCGUUUAAGGGUUAAAAUUCAUUUGUACAUUGUAUUUGUUGAAACCUUUAUAAAAUUAUCACAAAGUCUGCUAUAUUGCUGCUAUUCUAGCAGAACAUUGCGCCACAAUUCCUGAAUAGAUUAUACACCUUUGUAAUCUUUUGAUUACUGCCUUUAGGUUAGGUAUGGUUUACAUAAAGUUUUCAAGUAAUAUACAGCAUUAUAAUAAAAAUAUAUAUACGGUUCUGUAUAGUAAGUAUAAUACUGUAUAUGCAGAAAAUGUACUGUAAUAUGUACCAGCUGGAUAUAUUGUCAAGGGCAGACUGGCAGCAGAGUGAUAGUGAUGUACAUAUGUCUGUCAUAAGUGACCAGUUGGUUAAGUGAAGUCACUAGAGGAGAGAUUAGUGAUGCAUACAUAGGGUGCAGUUAAUACAUCUUUUCUAACCUAUGAAUGAUUACACUUGUGCCCUGCAUUAUUUAUAAAGAUAUGGAACAAUAACAUUUAAAAAUUAAAAAUCUAUACAUCUCCCCAGGAAGCAUAAUUUCAUACAUUGUAUUAACAUACUUCGGCUUCACUGCAUAAGUAAAUUGUAGGAAAAAGUAUUAUAAUAAUUAAUUCUCACUCUUAUUCGUUAUUGAGAAACAAUUCCAAGAAAUCAGUGCAAAAUUUCAGAAGGUUAAAAUAUUCAUCAAAUGAAUUGAUGAUGAUGUGCUUACCUGAGUGCAUUGUGUAGUGAGGCAUGUACAACAGUCAGUCUGUUGUAUAGAAGGGCAGAGGCCCAUGGAAUAGAAAAACUAAUACUAAGCUAAUAUUUUUUGUGACUUUGAACUGCUCUGUGCUAAAUUGUUAGUAUUAUAUUUAGGGGACCUUGUGGCUUAGCGCUUCUUUUUGAUUAUAUUUAGGGGAUAGAAACCUAUAUGGUCAUACAGUGCCUGGAGAAUGGGAGGCAGUCAGGUUAGAUCCAAGGCAGGGGAGGACAAGUUCAGUUAUUUAGAUCAAGAGUCCCUCAUCAGCAUGAAGGAACAUCCCUUGAGGGGCUCAUGUGUUAAAGCAUAAUAACUACACAGUUGAAAAUCAGUCUUCACUAAGGACCUUCCUUAAUGACUUGUGUGUUCAAGAGAUUUUUAAACAUAACUUCCCUUAAUUGAUGCCAGUGAGGGGGCUCUUGAUCCAAGGAAAUGGGCCUGACCUUCCCUUCCUUGGAUCAAACCUGUACAGUCUGAAAAAAAGGUCUGGAAAGGGAUGAAUAAGACAGUUUAAUGAUAUUUAUUAGGGAAUUUAGAAAAUACAAAACAUUAAUAUCCAGUCAUUUAAACUUUUGAUUUCAUUACAUUAUUCAUUACAUUAUUACAUUAUGGUAUACAAUAGGUGGCAAACUUUUUUUCAUGUUUCAUACCAAAGAUUUUUUUGUGGAGACUGUAUAAUCCUCUACUGGUUUAGCACUUCCCCUCCCCUGAAUAUAAUAAAUAAUUUAAAUAUAAAUUAUGAGCAUAUUGCCCUCCAGAAAAGUUGCCAGUAUACUUAGUGAUAAGACUAGUGAUACACUACAAAUAUGACUAAUGGGAUCUUAAAAGCAGUAAAUGUUUUAAGAAAAAUGUAAUGAUUAUCUUAUCACAGUAAUCUAAUGUCCACAUACAUUUGCCAACCCUGUAUCACUGAUAUGUUGGAGAGAUUGAAUAAUAUCAGAAUUAUAUGUUGUUGCUGAUCAUUUUAAUAUUAUAGAGAGAAUUACCAACAGACCCAUAGCUGUCUUCAAGAGGGAACUUAAUUAAUGGGUUCCUCCAAACAGUUCAUGAUCAGCCAGACUGUGAUGCUUAGUAUGUUGAACUGCCUGCUCCUAGUACCAGUAGUCUGACUGCCUAGGCUAGUAACUAGGAGGGCUGGUCAUGGCAGCAGUAACCCACAGAACCAUUAACAGGUAGACAGCAGGUAGGUGUUUGCAGUGAAUUAACUGUGACUGUGACUGUCACUAGCAAAUGAAGCACAGAUGAAAUAACUGAUGUAUCUAUAUGCACACCAUGUGUCCUGUACAAACUUUCCUUUAAAUGACUUGCUAAUCUCUUGAAUUUAUUUAAGACAUAUUAAAUAAGUAAAUUUAAAGCUGUAAGAGGCUUUUGAGCUAAUUUAAACAUUUUCCAAAGAAUACAUAUUGUCUGGCAGCUGUCACUUGAUUGUAAUGAGGCAACACUCAAUGACUCAGGAGAGCUUAGUGUUUUGUGAGAGUAAUGAGUGUAAUGAGCAGUUAGUGGAGUUAUGUUCUUGGCAAUUUUUGAUCUUUAAUUUUGUUCAGUGGCUUACCAUUAAUGAGGUUGCAGUGUUGAUUUUGUUACGAACAUAGCCAGUUGGUUCCUGGGUUAUAGUGCUUUUCGUAGCAAACUAACAAACUUAGCACGUCUAGGGGUCUUCACUUGUAGAGGAAAAGGAAUUUUUUUAGUUUCUAUUUAAUUUAUUAAUAACCGUAAUAACCACUUAAAUCAACUUUCUCAUAUUUUGCACUAUGAGUAGAACACUUGUCCCACUCCUCAUUAAAAUAUCACAGUACUAGGUUGAGUAUUUACAAAUGGCUUUGAGUGAGUCAGGAAAUAUCAGUACAGUGGACCCCCGGUUAACGAUAUUUUUUCACUCCAGAAGUAUGUUCAGGUGCCAGUACUGACCGAAUUUGUUCCCAUAAGGAAUAUUGUGAAGUAGAUUAGUCCAUUUCAGACCCCCAAACAUACACAUACAAAUGCACUUACAUAAAUACACUUACAUAAUUGGUCGCAUUCGGAGGUGAUCGUUAUGCGGGGGUCCACUGUAUAUGUACAUGCACAGGCAUUGCUUAAAAACUCGAACACCACAUUGAUAGUGCUCUUACAUAAAGUUCACUCUGCAAUAAGCCCUCUUACAACACCGAGGCUUGCUUACUUGGUUUCACUUUCUCUUAGAGCUUCUCAACCACCUUCUCCAACCGAGAAAAGCCUUAGCAAUGAGUUUACGAAAAUUCCUGGUAUUUUCUAGGGAAGCGAAUGGUGGUUUAGAGGUGGAUAUUUCCCUAGACCCUUCCUGGCCCAGAGGAAGGUAUGAACUGAACAAAGUAAGGCUUUACCAGCCAACUUUGACUCGGUUGGAGCAGGGGUUGAGCAGCUCAAAACACCUACUGGUGCUUGGCCAGGUCGCACCAGCAGUUUAGACUAAAUAACCUAUCUAUGUACAAAGCUUAGUAAUACGACCAGAUAACAUUAUAAAGCCGAGUAAAUCCAUUUUAGCUACUAAUGGAAUUACUCCUGAAUAUAAUAUUAAGUGAAAUAGCAAAAAUAACAUGUAAAAGUAUACCAUUGCGAUAAUAACAAGUAGAAACUGUCUACUUAAAAUGGACAAAAGGGUGUAACAAUUUACUCUUGUUGUUUGUUACUGGCAUAUAAAAAAAUUAGACUUCAAGACUGGAAAAUAUUUUUAUUUUAAAGGCAGUGAAGGAAUUGGACUUGUCCUCCCCUUCCUUGGAUUGAGCCUUAAUGCUUCCCAUAUUCCAAGCAGUGUGACCUUAAUGGAUUAUUGCUCUUCACCUAAAUGUAAUAAUGAAGUUAAAAUAAAACCAACUACCAACAGGGUGAAUACUCUACAUAUACAAUUUUUUUAUUUAACAUACUGGCUGUCUCCCAUUGAGGUAAGGUGAUCCUCUUUAUCAGGUCACCCUAUCUUAGUGGGAGACUGCCGGUGUAUUAAAAAAAUCAAAGUCAAUGCAUAUGUAUAUCUACUAAAUUUAAUCCAGUAUUGCAAAUGCAGUACAGAUACAUAUUUCUAAACCUUUUUUAAUUGCACAUUUGAUAUGAUGGAGUAUAUUACACUUGUUUUUGCACCUAAAGUUGAAGAUGUCAACAGGGGCUGUUGAUUCAAGGAAUUAGACCUUCCCUCUCUUUCCUUGGAUUAAUCCUGAUUGUAUCCCAUUACCCAGACACUGUAUGGCCCCAUUAGAUUUAGCAUCUCUCCAUAAAUAUAAUAACCUCCCUUGAAGUACCCACUGCUUUUAAGGCAGAUCAUGGGAUCUUGGUGUAUGAAACCUUAAGAGUUUUGAGAAGCAAGCCAAAUGCUUUCACUGUUGCAAUAACUCACCGAAAAUCGGUUUGAAGGUCAUAAUAUAUUUAAUUAACCCUUUGACUGUCAGUCACGUGAAACUACAUCAUUAAUGUGAGGGUCAGUCACGGAGACCUACAUCAUGAGCUCAGCUUGCUCAGCAGCACUGUAUGACCCUUGUGGGUUUAGCUCUUACUUUUGAUCAUCAUAAUCAACUCACUUAAAUAAGCGGUAAGCAGUAAAUUUUGGCCUAGAUAUGAGAGAAUGGGUCUGUGUAGUGAGAAUGCACAAUAUUAAAAAAGAAAAUCCUGCCUCAUGCAGUGCAUGAUGUAAAAAGCAAAACUUUGACCUUGUGUUUGGUUUAAAAUUACGACUUUGAGGGGUUUUCUAGGAUAGUUUCAUGAUUGUAUUGGCAGUUUCUUUGUAUUAUUUGAUAGAAUGAAAGACAUUUUAUUGAAAUAGAGAUGAUUUUAGUUGAUUCCAUGACUGGAAGUUGCUUGAAAUCAGCCACAAAGUAGCAGAAAUAUUAGAUUUUUUGCCAAUAUUCCUGAGGAUGGGUAAGGUCCUCCCCUCCCUACACCUCUUCCUACCCGGUGUGUUUUAUGGUUUUUUUGCUAGGUGUGAUUCAGUUAUUGGGAUGCCAUAAAUCAUGGUAAAGCAUUUUUUGUUAUAUUUUAUUAUCCAAGAAAUAGGAUACAUCUUUGAUGUUUUUUUGUGAUAUCAAAACUGAAGGCAAGUGUAAUAUAGCAGAGGCCUUAGAAUUGUUUUUGCAAAGAGAAAAAUUUUUAGUGUUUGGAAUGUGUAGUGUUUAUUUUGGACUCUUAAUUUUUUGCAUAAAAUUUGCCAAAUUACCGAAUUCUGUGCACUUUUAGGAAAAUUUUCAGAUUAAUAGAUGUUUUCUUGUACUCAACUGAUAGAAUCUAAGGUAUACUAGCAAAAUAGCUAAGAAUUUGGUCAGAUUGAACAAUGACAUGAGUUUAAAAUAAGCCUCAGUCGGUGAAAUCACCAAUGAGCAAAAUGUGCCUAGCUGCAGCUGACUGCUAACUUUGCGCCUACUUAAUUCCGUAACUUUUCCAUCAAAUUUCGUAUUUUUAGUGUCAGUACCUUCAGGAAAAAGAUUCUCAUUUCAGUUUUUUUUUUUUAAUGUGGUCACUGAACACUUUUAAUUUUGUAGGUCUGGACAGUGAAAGGAUUGAAUAAUUAGAGUAGGCUGACCUAUGAUUAGUAAGAUUAUGCUAAAUUAUAUUAAAUUAAUUUUAGAAAGGUUAGGCAAAGCAUCUAUGCUUAUUUUUACCCUGAAUGAAAAAAUCAUUUCUACCACAAAAAUCUGUUUAUCAGUAAGAAUUUUUUUAAAAACUAUUUCUAAGGCAGGUUGGCUUGUCUGACUGGCCAGCUAAGCUGCAUGACAAUUUGACAAAUUUAAUAUAUAUUCCCCAACCAAAAAUAUAAAAUUAUUUAGAAAACAUAGUAAUCCAAGUGGUGUUAGCCUAAUUGUAUUUUGAAUACAGUAAAUUGUUAAUAAACAUUGAAACAGACUUCCCUAAGAUUUGUCAAGCCAGAUCGGAGACAGUUAUGGAGGUCACUCUAAGAGGCACGUAAGUAUCCCCGUCUUUUAAUAACGUUUAUUUUUCCACUAUAAUCUACUUUGUCCAUAAUUACUGUCACAUUUGCUUUGUCUGUUUCGUAAGGUGAAGUCCAGGAUUUUUCCUUAAUUCAUGGUAUAACUUAACAAAUCUUUGAGAACAAUUGUGUUGUUAUACCAUGAAUAAGGAAAGAUCCUAGACAUCAUCUUACGAAACAGACAAACCAGAUGCGAUAGUAAUAAUGGAAAAGGUAGAUUAUAGUGGGAAAACGAACAUGUUAUUAGAAGAUGGGGGAACUGACGUGUCACAUUAAACUCUUGAUUCGGAAUUCAGGUUAAGUCUUCUCUUCAAAUGCAAUAUUGUACUGCACUCAGGAAUAAGAGAGAAUACUGCAAAUUUGCUUGGUGCGAUAUUUUUAAUUUAUUAAAAUAUUUUUAAUUUAUUAAAAUCUGUGAUAAUGUUCAAAAUAUCAGUAACAAGCCUCCUAUUUGCAUGUACAGUGGACCCCCGAGUUUUGGCAGCCUCGACUUUCACAAAAUUUGACCUUGGGCGAGUUUUUUUUUUGAAAAAUUUGGUCUCGAGUUUCGUGAAAAAACUCGUGUUUUGGCGACCGUCCGGUACCCGUCUGCCUGUCACCGCGCACACAGAGCCAGUCUCCCACGCCAUUCACGCUUAGUGUGCCAUUGUUUACCAACACGUGACCAUCACCCCGCAGAUUCAUACAAUACAUUUCAUAAUAAUCUAUUGUUUUUUGUGCUUGCAACUGCUAAAUAAGUCAUCAUGGACCCAAGGAAAGCUAGUGCAAGCCCUUUGGUAAAUAAAGUGAGUGAUGAGGAUGUGGAAGAGUUGGUGGAGGACCACAGGGAAGAGCUAACUGACGAACUGCAAGAGCUUCAACUGGAACAGCAUCAGACCAGCUUCAGAGGAGGAGGAAGAGGGUGUGGAUGAGGUACCUUCUUCAGUGAUUAAGGACAUGUGUGGAAUGUGGAAUGAGUUGCAAAGUUUUGUUGAAAAGUAUCACCCUGACCAAGCUGAAACAAGCCGUAUCUGCAACAUAUACAAUGACAGUGUUGUGUUCCACUUCAGGGAAAUCUUAAAUAAAUGCCAGAAAAAGACCUCUCUGGAUAGAUAUUUUGUGCGCCAGGGGUCCAGUGACUCUCAUGUUGUUUCCAGUGGCAUUAAAAGAAGAAGGGAAGUAACCCCAGAUAAGGACUUGCUACCUAAAGUCCUAAUGGAAGGAGAUUCUCCUUCCAAACAAUAGUGUACACCUUCCUCUUAUCACCUCCUCCCAUCUUCCAUCCACCCAGAAGUCUUCAGUAAAGGUAAGUGUAAUGUUGUUAUUAUUUACUUUAAAUGCAUGUACUUGAUUUCUGAUUGUUUUCAUUAUGUAAAUCUUUAUUUAAUUUGAAAAAAAUAUUUUAAUAUUUUUGGGUGUCUAGAACGGAUUAAUUUUAUUUUCAUUAUUUCUUAUGGGGAAAAUAGUUUCGAGUUUAGUGAAUUUUGACCUUCGGCGGGCUCUCUGGAACGGAUUAAUCACGAAACUCGGGGGGGGGGGGGGGGUCCACUGUACUUGAUAUUCUUUUAAAAUGCCAUGUUAGAAAGAUUUCAUUUUUUUUUUUUUUUUUUUUUUUUACACCAAAGCCAACAUUGUGCACAACAUUUCACAUGAAGACAUACCGUUUUCAUAAUUUAUUAGUGCUUUAUUAAAAUUCAUUAUAAUUUCCACAAAGUUUCUUUUUUGGCAGAAUUUUGCUGUAUUUUACAAUGCCUGUAAUUAUUGUAAACUGUUUUUUUUUCAUAUUGAAAUGCUAUGCAUUUUCAGUACUGUAUUACAGUACUAUACAUAAUAUGGAGACAGGAAUUAUGUAUGUCAAGUUACUCGGCAGAAAUAUUAAAUUAAUAUCAAGUGUCAUAUUUCAUUUUUAUUUAAAAAUUGGAUAUGUGCAAUAAAUAGCAUAUAUAUUUUUUUAUCUUG